GGCCAAGCCCAGGGAGCGCAUCAUCAUAUUAGACCAACUUUAUCUCCUGUACACACAACAACAUCAACCGCGCCUCUCUGUCUCUACGAAACCUCUGAUUCCAUGUCAACAUCGCCCGGGUAGGGCAUCCUUCAGCAUGAGCGGAAGGAUCCUCUCCGCGCGCCUCUUCCCGCUCGCGCGGCGCGUCCCAAAUCUAUACACCCCCCGCGGUAUCGUACAAUAUUCAAGCUCUGGAUCUGGUGGCUUAUUACGGACUGGACGUAGAUCACAGUCACUUGAUCGGAGGCUAUGGCCCUUGGGCGCUUAUGCAAUACAUAAUGUACCAGCAGUAAGGGCGAUAUCCUUUACCCGAGUAAUACCUAAGCUGGUCACGAAACUCUCUACUCUAGGUGCUAUCUCCAUGGGAGCUACAGUUGCUGCACUCGCAUACAUACAAAAUCAAGCUACAAUAGCUGGGACAUAUGUGACAGGGGUAUUCGAUCGAGCAAAGGAGAAGGCGACGGCGGUAUCGGCAAGUACUGUCGAUGUAUUCGGCCAGAUCAAGAAAGGGUGGGAGAAAACAAAAGGAGAAGCAGAGCUGCUGCCAGAGUGGCUCCAAAGCUUAGUGAAUCCCGUGGAUUCCUCUGGAAAUGGGGGUUCCGAUGGAGGUCCCGGCAAAGACAAAGGCAAACCUGUGCAGGCUAGUGCCGGCAGUGCAGUGGCGGGCGCGACGACCGUUGCUGCAUUCGGCUAUGCUGAUAAUGAUGAUGAAGGCACAGAGAGAUCCCAAGAGAAGAUUGCAAGAGAUGAGCAAAUGAUGCUGUUGACAAAGAAAAUGAUCGAGAUAAGGAGUUUACUUCAGACUGUCGGUCAAUCAGAGACUCUCACGCUACCAUCAAUUGUUGUUAUUGGAUCCCAGUCCUCUGGAAAAAGCUCAGUGCUGGAGGCUAUAGUUGGACAUGAGUUCCUGCCGAAAGGUCAUAACAUGGUCACGCGAAGGCCCAUCGAAUUGACACUCGUCAACACACCGGAGGCAAAGGCAGAAUAUGGCGAAUUUCCAGCACUAGGCCUGGGCAAACUCACCGACUUCACCGUAAUCCAGCGAACACUGACAGACCUGAAUCUCGCUGUGCCAGCCGAGCAAUGUGUCACAGACGACCCGAUUCAGCUCCGUAUAUACUCACCAAACGUGCCGGAUCUUUCACUCAUCGAUCUCCCUGGCUACAUACAGGUGGUAGGACGUGAUCAGCCCCCAGAGUUGAAAGAGAAAAUCGCCGAACUGUGCGAAAAAUACAUUCAACCUCCAAAUGUCAUCUUGGCCAUUUCUGCCGCCGAUGUCGAUCUCGCAAAUUCGACUGCAUUGCGAGCUUCGCGAAAGGUGGAUCCUCGUGGCGAGCGCACCAUAGGAGUCAUUACGAAGAUGGAUCUUGUAGACGCUGAAAGGGGCGUGAGCAUGCUUACUGAUAAAAAGUAUGCUCUGCGAUUAGGAUAUGUCGGCGUUGUCUGCAGAAUACCGCAGACAUCCCAGAGCUUAUUCCAUCGCGGUAAUGGUAAUAUUACAACUGCCAUCGCUCGUAAUGAACAGGCCUUUUUCUCUUCUCAUCCCUCCGAAUUUGGCGCAGAGUCUAACCUGGAUGUGGGAACCAAGAACUUGCGUAAGAAGUUGAUGCAUGUCCUCGAGACGACCAUGGCUGCUAGCUUGAAGACCACAAGUGAGGCCAUCACACGUGAACUUGAGGAAGCGAGGUACGAGUUCAAGGUCCAGUACAACGAGCGACCAUUGAGUGCAGAGUCAUACCUAGCUGAAAGCCUGGACUCGUUCAAGCAUUCCUUCAGGGGCUUCGCGGAGGAAUUCGGAAGAGCCGAAGUUCGUGAGCUGUUGAAACGGGAGCUUGAUCAACAAGUCCUGAACCUACUUGCCCAGAAGUACUGGAACCGCCCUUUCGACGAUAUUGCCCCUCCUCCACCUGAAGAGUAUCCACUAGAAGACCUUCCGAAAGCUGACCCAAAUGAUACCAUAUGGCAAUACAAACUAGAUGGUUCUACCGCCGCUCUUACAAAGCUCGGUAUCGGCCGUCUUGCAACGACUGUGGUCGCUUCAUCACUACAGGCACAUAUCGAUGGCUUGAUUGCUGGGUCGAGAUUCUCCGCUCAUCCCUUCGCCCGCAAAGCGAUCACUGAUGCAUCUACAACAAUACUCAAAGACCUCUCAUACGAUAUCAGCGACGAGCUUGAGAUCUGUAUCAAGCCGUAUAAGUAUCGAAUCGAGCUUGAAGAUAAUGAGUGGAAGAAGGGUCGUGAAAACAUCAAAGCAGUCUUGCAGGAGGAGCUGAAGGCGUGUGAAACCGCCAACAAGACCCUAGAGAACCAGAUAGGCGGGAAGAGAAAGACGAAGGACGUUAUGGCCUUUAUUGACCGUGUCCGAAGUGGAUCCGUGGCCCUCGAGGGUAACGGAGUGGGUGGUGCUGGCGGCUUCAGCGCUGCUCUGCUCGAAAAGGGCCGGGAAGCUGUCUUCCUACGAGAUAGAUUGGACGUCCUCAGGCUUAGACUGAUGGCUGUCAAGUCUAAGCAAUGUGCAGACAAGAAGAACAAAUACCACUGCCCAGAAGUCUUCCUAGACGCUGUGGCGGAUAAACUCACGACCACGGCCGAUCUCUUCCUUGAUGCCGAGUUGUUGUCCAAAUUUUACUAUCUGUUCCCGCGCGAACUUGAUGCCCGACUGGGACGUAAUCUAUCACAGACUGAGAUCGAUCGCUUUGCCCGAGAGGAUCCAAAAAUUAAACGGCACCUAGAUGUGGUCCGCCGAAAAGAUCUCCUUGAGCAUGUUCUCAAGGAGAUGGAGGCUUUACGACAGCUUGAGCUUAGGGAGAAGCGAUACAGUUCGAGAUCAAUGCAAACGGAAAAGAAGAAUCGCGGAUGGAGUUUGUUUUAAGCAGCCUCACUAAUAAUUGAUACGAUUAGAUGAGUCUUUGGCUGGCGCCUCAGAGAUACCAGUAUGUUUCGUGCUUUCCUCUACAUAAAUUCGAGCGUGGCUGUCACAAUACCCUACUCAAGUAGUUAUCCUGAAAAUAUAUGUUGCAAGAUGCGAAAAAUG
Molecule: messenger RNA, 3073 nt
Organism: Pseudovirgaria hyperparasitica
Lineage: Eukaryota; Fungi; Ascomycota; Dothideomycetes; Acrospermales; Acrospermaceae
Exons: 3
Coding region: 137-2911 (924 amino acids)
Cellular component (GO): membrane; microtubule; cytoplasm
Molecular function (GO): GTP binding; microtubule binding; GTPase activity
Source: RefSeq, a predicted model, not a curated record